CAAGUCCGUGACUUAGAAACGAAACCUAGAAAAAGAAUCCCCAAUCGUGUUCGGCGGCGGCGCGGCUGACAGCGGGCGGCAGGCAGCGGGCGGCACCACGGCCGAUCAUCACCUACGCCGGCCAGGCAGCGGGCGGGGCCGCGGCCGACCAUCAUCCGCACCAAGCGGGGAGAGUGCGGCGCCGUGGCCGUCCAUCAUCGGGUGGCGAGCAGCGCCCGGCGGCAGAGGGCGUCAUCUGUGGAGUACAGACGGCGGCGGAUGGCGUCAUCUCCAGAGCGGACUGCGUAGGGCGGCGUCAUCUCUGUUUCUAAGUGCUGCAGCCGAACAAAGCUUCUGUUUUGAAGCUACAGAUGGACAGAAGUUGGAUAAAAGCUAGGAAAUUUUCCGAAGAAUACAUCAAUGGAGUGAAAGAGUUCAUGAAUUUCGUUCGUGAAACCUAUGCUGAGGAUGCUCAAAUUCUUUGCCCGUGCCGCAAAUGUCUCAAUGGUAAACAAGAACCUCAAGGGAAAGUGGAGGAUCAUAUUCUUAUUUAUGGGAUGUCUAGCACAUAUGAUAGGUGGAUUCAUCAUGGAGAACCAUUAAAUGUUGAAGCUGAUGCAGAUGCACAUCAUGUGGAUGGAGCUACUGAUAUCGUGGUAGAUGUUGCUGAAAAGGAUGUUCAUUUCGAGGAGGAGGAUCUAUAUGAAGAUGAUAGAAUUCCUGACAUGAUACAUGAUCUGUAUGGAUCGGAGGACACGGGUAGACAGCAGUCAAAGUUUGCAAAAGUGAUAGAAGAGGCAAAGUGCUCACUUUACGAAGGGUCUGAAACUUCAAGAUUUUCAUUUGUCGUGAAGUUACUCCACAUCAAGUCUUUCUAUCGGAUCUCCAAUGUUGCAUUUAAUGCAAUACUCGCGUUGUUGGCCAAGUCAUUCCCGAAGUGCUCGAUUCCCAAAUCUUAUGAUGAAGCACUGAAAUUUAUCCGUGCAUUGGGGCUAGGCUAUGAUUCAAUCCAUGUGUGCCCAAAUAAUUGUGUCCUUUUCAGAAAACAAUAUGCCAACCAUGACGAAUGUCCGGUAUGUGGUGCAUCGAGAUGGAAGGACUCAGAUGGGAAAAAACAUAUUCCGAUGAAAGUAUUGAGACAUUUCCCGUUGAUCCCGGGGUUGCAGCGGAUGUAUUAUUCGAAGAAGUCAUCGGAAGAGGUACAAUGGCACAAGCUGAAAAAGAAACCCGUGGAAAAUGAAAUAAGUCAUCCAGUUGAUGGUGAAGCAUGGAAAGACUUUGAUAAAAAACAUAGAGAUUUUGCUGAAGAUGCACGAAACCAGAGAAUUGGCAUUGGUACAGAUGGGUUUAAUCCGUUUGGAAAAAUUAGUGCUUCCUACAGCAUGUGGCCUGUAUUUGUGAUGGCUUAUAACCUGCCACCAUGGGCAUGUAUGGAUCAAUGCAACCUCAUGAUGGCCUUACUUAUACCCGGUCCAAAUUCUCCAGGGAAGGAUUUUGAUUUGUUCUUGGAUCCUCUCGUCGAAGAGUUGCUUGAGCUUUGGAAGGGUGUAAGUACCUAUGAUGCCUUAAGUGAAAAAAAAUUAAUCUACGUGCAGCAGUCCUAUGGUGCAUCCAUGAUUAUCCAGGAUUGAGCACUCUGUCAGGAAGAGUCGCGAGUGGCUACUAUGCGUGUUUGCACUGUGACAAAGAUCCCUGCUCACAGAGGAUAAGAAACAAGAUAUGUUAUAUUGGACAUCGUCAUUUUCUUCCUCGAGCGCAUCGCUGGCGAAGAAGCAAAGCUUUUAAUGGUAAGAGUGAAAACCGUGACAAGCGAGAGGAAUUCAGUACAGAAGAGCUGCUGCUGCAAUUGGAGAAUGUCAAAGAUGUAAGACCAGGAAACCAUCCUCAAAACAAGAAAAGAAAGCGUAAAGAUGCUGGUCAAUGCUGGAAACGGAGGGUUUGUUUGUGGGACCUGCCAUACUGGAUAGAUUUGAAACUGAGGCAUAAUCUUGAUGUAAUGCACAUCGAGAAAAACAUAUGUGACAACCUGCUUGGGACAUUUCUUAACAUUUAUGGUAAGACAAAGGAUACGGCUAAUGCUAGGCUUGAUUUGGAAGACAUGGGUAUAAGACCAGAUUUACACCUCGACCGUGAUGAGGAUGGAAAUCCAGUUGGUUUGCCAGAAGCAUGGUACACAAUGACAAAAGAACAGAAGCUUGCAUUCUGUGAAUUUAUAAGACAAGUGAGAUUUCCAGAUGGGUAUGCCGCUAACUUAGCAAAAUGUGUUAGUCCUGAUGGAUGCAAGCUUCAAUCACUGAAAACCCAUGAUUGCCAUAUCCUCCUCCAAAGACUUAUACCAGUUGGUAUCCGUGGAAUCAUGGAUAAGGAGAUAUAUGAAGUCGUCGCUGAUUUGGGAAAAAAAUUUGGAGAACUGUGUUGCAAAACUUUGAAGCUAGAUGUUUUAAAAAGACUUAAGGAAGAAAUCCCAGUUAUUCUUUGCAAACUCGAGAAGAUUUUUCCUCCAGCUUUCUUUGAUGUCAUGGUGCAUCUAGCCGUUCAUUUACCAGAUGAGGCAAUUCUUAGAGGCCCGGUGCAGUACGGAUGGAUGUAUCCAAUUGAGAGAAGGCUACUUACUUGUAAGCGUUAUGUGAGGAACAUGGCCAGACCUGAAGGAUCGAUUGCAGAAGCAUAUGUUGUUGAUGAGUGCCUAACAUUUUGCUCGAGGUACUUGGACGAUGUGGAAACAAGAUUUAAUCGGGAGGGCAGAAAUAGAGAGUGCGCUGAUCUGCAAGCUUUUGAUUUGUCGGUUUUCAACCACGGUGUGAAUUUACUUGGAGGUUCGAGAAAGAAAUAUGCUGGGGAUGAUUAUGACAAGAUGGUUUGGUAUGUUCUCAAUAAUUGUAUUGAGGUUCAGCCAUAUCUCCAACUAUGCAAGGAAGAAUUGCGGCAGGAAGAUAGUCAUAAUGUUGAUGAAAGGCUUGAGAAAGGAUUUGCCAGAUGGUUUCAGAAUCAUGUGACUUCUUUGCGUGUGGAGAAGAGAGAAGAGGUAAGUGAUGAUCUCUAUGCUUUCGCAUGUGGACCAGCUUCUGGAGUCUUAUCAUAUUCAACAUGUGUUGUUGAGGGUGUCCGGUACCACACAACGGACCGUGAGAAGAAUAAUAAGGCGCAAAACAGUGGAGUCAUGGUUGAGGGAACCAAUGAUAGUGAAGUCAAUGAUGAUGGAGAAGAGGAGAUCAUUGACUUCUAUGGUCAACUGAAAGAAAUCAUCAAGUUGCAGUAUAACUCUACCCAAGGUGUCAAUCGUUCAGUCGUCUUAUUACGUUGUGAUUGGUUUGAUCUGGAUGCCAAAAAGAUAGGACUUAAAGAUGAUGGACAUUUCAAAAGCAUCAAUAUUGGAAAAUGUUGGUAUAAAAAUGAUCCUUUUAUUCUGGCAACACAGUCAACAAAGGUGUUUUAUUUACAAGACACAAAGUAUGGUGGAGAUUGGAGAGUUGUGUAGAAAUUUCAGCAUAGACAUUUGUGGAGUGUGACUGAAACUUCCAUGGAGCAAGGUCCCAAUGGUAGUGGACUAAAUUACCAGGAUGAUCAUUCGGAGGAAGUUCCGGUGAGAGCUAAUGAAUCCACUUUGUCGAAUCUGCUGCGCAAAGACCAAGAACACUCUGUGAUUGAUCCUGUUGUAGCGGCAAAACUUGUCAAACAACAUAUUGAAUUAUUGGAUGAAAGCAAGGAGGAGGACGACCACGAUGAAACUAUGAUGCAAUAUCGUAGUGAUGAUGAAGAUCACACUGGGCACAAUAUUGGUGAUGAUGACGAGUAGUUCCAGUGCAGAAAGUUCUAUGGCCAAUUGAUAUGCUAUUGCUUACAUACUUCAAACUUACUGGAUUAAUUCUCUCAGGUAUGACUUCCUGAACAAUUGCUCAACUAAGAUGGACCUCUUUGUCGUUCUGGAGCGUGUUGGGAUCAAGGAAGAUGGGUGACCAAGGAAGAUGCCAUGAAAAAAAGAUGCCAUGAAGUGGUUCCAGGUCAAGUAUGAGUGUGUCAUCCUGAAGAAGUCCCAUGGUAGCUAGUAACCUUUCGAGUCAUUGAGUUGUUGUUAGAGUUUUAGUCAGUCAUACUUCAUCUGGAUCAUGGAAUCGUAUGUUUAUUGGUACAAAGCCGCACUAGUAAUUUUCCCUAAUCUGUUUAUUGAAGUAGUUGGUUCUGACUUAGUGUUGUGUGGGUUCAGACGUUGUAAUGUGUGGGUUCAGACUUAGUGUUGUGUGGCCUUGGUUCAGUUGGGUUCAGAAACAACAGUCAAAUAGAGAACCUUGGU
This is a messenger RNA of Triticum aestivum (bread wheat), 4270 nucleotides long. RefSeq lists its product as uncharacterized. The coding region runs from base 1976 to 3457 and encodes 493 amino acids. The record is from RefSeq and is a predicted model, not a curated record. The transcript is spliced from 4 exons. Lineage: Eukaryota; Viridiplantae; Streptophyta; Magnoliopsida; Poales; Poaceae.